AUGCAGCGAGGACGAGGGCGACCAAAUCGCUCGACCCAGCGCGGAGGGGGACGAGGCGGGAGGGGAGGAAACACGAAUGACAGCUCACCCCGCCCAACAAGACCGCGGCCAGCGUACACAUCUGUUCCUCCAAUACGAGCAAUCCACCCUGGAGGCGGCGUCUCGAUUGUUCUCAAGGAAGACCAACAAUCCGGUCACCAAGUCAAAGGCAUAGUUGCAGACCUGCUGACACGCGGAGACCAUCCUCGUGGAGUCAAAGUUCGGCUUCGUGAUGGCAGGGUCGGUAGGGUACAAGGCCUCGUUUCUGAAGCCGAGGGUCAGCAGGGUGAAGCCGUCGUUGGCGGGCCUGACGCAAAUCUGGGUCGAAACGGUGAAGGGGCCGCAAGCGCAGGGAGAGGAGGCAGGAGGGGCGGGAGAAUGGAAAGAGAUAUCAGAGAAGACGACGACUAUCUUUACGAAAAUCGGACUUCGAACCAAGACCAAGGGCUGUUCGCAGCCUUGGAAGAGGCGGAUAAGAGGCAUGAGCAGAGCAAAGCUGUACUACCAUCUCCACCACUUCUACCAGAAGAGAGUGCGGUCUGCCCGGUAUGCUACAAGUUCGAAGGCGAUGAGGCUGCAGUUGCGCGUCAUGUUGAAGAGCACUUUGCCGAUUGA
Molecule: messenger RNA, 654 nt
Organism: Ascochyta rabiei
Lineage: Eukaryota; Fungi; Ascomycota; Dothideomycetes; Pleosporales; Didymellaceae
Exons: 1
Coding region: 1-654 (217 amino acids)
Source: RefSeq, a predicted model, not a curated record